ACACGAUUGAGUUUGAGUUCCACGGGGUUGUCGAUCGAUCAUCGUUACUCAUAUAUGACCGACGCAGAGUGCCGAAGUAUACCUAAGUGUUUUAUACGAUAUUAUUUUAAAUAAAUAACGAUAGACAUAAAGAUAUAUUAUACACAACGAAAAAUGAUGCAUCUUUCGUCUGCCAUCGCAGUCUUGAUGAUCGUGGUUGCAGCAGCGUCUGCCGGCCUUUAUCCGGCGACGAUGGGCAACAAAGGCGCCGCCGUGGGGCGCACGAAAUCUACCGCCAAUCGUGACACUUCAGGUGAUAGUUAUCACAUGCAGUCGUCUGAUGGACAGUAUGUAUUCGGACACACCAAUGGCGAACAGGGCAGAGCCGAGAUGCGCGACAGCGACGGCACGGUGACCGGAUAUUACAGUUACGCGGACCGCGACGGUCGAGUGGUUCGCGUCGAUUACGUGGCGGACAAGGGCGGAUACAGAGUGAUAUCAAACGCCGGUGUGCAGUCCGCUUCGGUGACCGUACAGGCGGACGGCGGUGGUGCAGCUCCAGCUGCUCAAAGCGAUUUCCGGAAACUGUACACGGAUAUGACCCGCCGCAUCAAAAGCACAGUCGUGCAACGAGGUCAAAAAGUGGUGGAUCCCAUCGGUGAAGGCCAACAGCCAGUCGUCGUGGAUCCGAUUCCGUACCCUACUGAAGAGACAAAACAUUCAAACCCUGAAGAAAAAAUCAAUUUUCCGGAUUGGAGUCAAGUGAAGAUUUCUACGACCCAAAAGCCAACGAAUGGAAUUGAAAAAAGCGAAGGACAACAACAACAACAACAAGAAACUGUAGAUCCUAAUUUGGAUAGUGUAAAGAUUACAACUCAAAAAUCAAAUAUUAAGGGAAAUGAAAACGAUGGCCAAGAAUCUAUUGACGAUUCGAAGAGUGGAAUGAUCACUACAGAUAUACCUUCAGUACCAUUAGUUCCGAUUCAGCCUCAAGUUCCCACGAAAGGAGAUCAUAAGGGAGAAUAUUCUGAUACAGUAUACCACGAAGAUCAGGCCAAGGAAAUUACGACUGAAGUCGGCAAUUCCAUGAUCGGUGCAGAAUCUACCGUAAUCGAUGACACAGAAAAUAAUUCACCAGUCACAAAACCCAUAUCGAUUAUAAGCAACGUUCAAACAACGGUAUCAUAUUACGACAGGCCUGGACAAACCACUGAAAGUACUGUAAGUAGCGACGGCCGACUAGGUUUCCAGACAACAAUCUCUGGAGUAAAACAAUUUGAUGAAUAUUCAACAGCGGUGGUUUCAGAAAGUGCGACGGAGCAUUACCGAACCAUUAAAGAGAACGAGGACAAAAUUAAGAUUUCAUCUGAAACGGAUGUGCUGGUGACCAUCAAACCACUACAGGAUAAUGAAUCAUUCGAAAAUGUACAGACUACAGUUGAACCGAACCGUCAAACCGACGUCCAAACUACUGGUGUACUGUCCAGUGUCGAUUCCACGACGAUCGAAACGGUAAACGGAAAUCCUGCGUUAGUCAGUACGGUGCGGCCUUUGUACGAAUCUGAUAUUACUACAUCGCAGACCGGUGGUAGGGUCGGUGACACGGAAACCGCAACUGCAGUCGAUGCAGCCGGUAUUCAGUACGUGACCGAACAGAACAAUAAUAAUGAAGACCGUCCCGAGUUUAGAACCCUAGAGCCUACAGAGUCGAUCGGGACUACCAUCAGACCCGACUUAGGAAAUUCCCAACAAGAACUGCAAGAGAUUGUUUGGCCAGAAAUCCCACAAGAAUCAGUGCCUCAAGUUUUGGUACCUCUGGAUCCAUAUCCUGCCGAAGAUCUGCGGCCGAAAAAUGUUGGUGUCAAGACUCAGCCAAAUGAUUCGAGACCGGUCAGAGAUUACAAACCGGACGAAUUGAAGUCAGCGAUCAACGUCUCAGAAAUUGAAACAACGACUAUGAUAAUAAGUAACGACGAAGAAAACGGAGCUAUGUUCAACUUUCCCAAAUAUUAUCUCAUUGGCUGACGAUGGACGUCACCUAUAGAUAAUGAUAAAUAAAUAAUAAUUAAUAACAUUGUACCUACGAAUAUUGUGUUCAUUAGAUUUGUGUUAAUAAUAAUGCUUUACGUGUAUACCCACAUUUAUGCCAAUUAUAAUAACAAAUUUUACAUUUCUUGAAGUAAAUAACAUAUUAUGUAUACUUAAAUUGAAAUAAAUGUAUUCGAAUAAUUAUUAUUGUAGUCUGUAGUACAUCGUUUUAAAGUCUUGUACAAUAUAUUUAGAUAUUUUAAACAUUAUACUUCGAAUGAAUAAACGAAAUAUGUUUGUUA
Molecule: messenger RNA, 2309 nt
Organism: Acyrthosiphon pisum (pea aphid)
Lineage: Eukaryota; Metazoa; Arthropoda; Insecta; Hemiptera; Aphididae
Exons: 18
Coding region: 154-2004 (616 amino acids)
Cellular component (GO): chitin-based extracellular matrix
Molecular function (GO): structural constituent of chitin-based larval cuticle
Source: RefSeq, a predicted model, not a curated record